Trypanosoma cruzi is the source of this 460-nucleotide messenger RNA. RefSeq lists its product as uncharacterized. Gene Ontology annotation, cellular component: protein phosphatase type 2A complex. The record is from RefSeq and is a predicted model, not a curated record. Lineage: Eukaryota; Euglenozoa; Kinetoplastea; Trypanosomatida; Trypanosomatidae. Gene Ontology annotation, molecular function: protein phosphatase regulator activity; calcium ion binding. Gene Ontology annotation, biological process: protein dephosphorylation. The transcript has a single exon. The annotation marks the transcript as partial.
UCGAAUUAAUUACGAAGACUUUGUUUGGUUUUGCCUCUCUGAGGAGGAUAAGUCAACACCCACAGCGAUACGGUACUGGUUUCGUAUUCUUGAUCUUGACGGAGAUGGAUUACUUUCUGCGUAUGAGCUGCGGAGUUUUUACGAUGAGAUGAAAAAAACGGUGACAUCCUACGCCCCGGAUGGGGCUGUGCCAUUCGAGGAUAUUCUCUGUCAGAUAUUUGAUAUGUUUGGCCUAGAAACGUCAUGCAGUCUUAGACUUGAAGAAUUUUUGGCUAAACCUGAGGCGGCGGCUGUGACGUUUAACAUGGUUACAAAUGUGGUACGCUUUUUACAGUUUGAACAGAAGGAUCCUUUCGUCACGCACCAGAAUCGUCUGGAGGGUGGAUUGGAACAGUCCGCUUGGGAUCGUUUUGCACGUGCCGAAUACGGCCGUUUGUCUAAUGCGAUGAGAAACGAAUGA